Messenger RNA from Durusdinium trenchii, 1313 nucleotides. The record is from the annotation of a GenBank genome assembly. Lineage: Eukaryota; Dinophyceae; Suessiales; Symbiodiniaceae.
GUCUCGCCUCCACGUGGCAAAAUGCCAUCCAGAGGUGUCGCCGAUCAAAAAGAUCAGCGCCGGUUGAGCGCCAGAUCGCUUGAGAAGCAGUGGCGGUGGGGAUGAAGGGUGUGGUCCCUGGGGUUUGGGGUUGAUUGGACCCUAAUUGAAUCAGAGAAACAUGCCCAUUUGAAGAGUAAAGUGAUUAAGAUACAGUCAUCCUAUCGCUGAAACACAUGUUGCUGAUCCAUGAUAUUGUCCCAUGUUCAAAACACAGCCUUUUGCCAAAACACGGCCUUUCAUGCAAAAGAGCUUCUUUCGAACACAAGGAUGUAUUAUGAAAAGGGUAUCUAAAAAGAGCUACCGUUGAGGUUGAGGGGAUAUAUUGAAGCAGUGCUUGAAUCUUUUCUCUUGCAUGCCUGCACCGUGAUUAUGAUAUGACUAUGAUGAAUCAUACAUCUUGAAUUCGAGACUCUUUCCGGUGCGUCUUCGUCAGAGUUCUUGCUUGGCUUGCCGCCACAACAGCUCCCCACAGAGGACCUACGCAGCAGGCCGCUAACAAAAGAGCCGCCACUUGAUGGUUUGUAAUUGUAUUAUCGACCAGGUUCGGAGAAUUCUUUUGAGGCAUCACUGUAAAUCCAUGCAUGCCUAAAGGCAACUAGCACUCUCUUGCUGUGUGGCUGCUUGUGCGUUUCAUCACUUCAAGGCUUCAACCUCCCACAAUGCUCUUCUUUUGAAGCCUUUCGUGUUUGAGGUGCUAGAUUCGCCAGAGGAGAGGUGAUCAGCUCAUUAUUCAGAGUCGUUUUACUCCUUACAUGUUUGACGCUAGUGUUGAAUCGAGAAUGUGCACCGUGCAUGGGUUGCCUUGAGAGUGAAGGCCUUCAAGAAAGCUUGCAAAAAACGAAACCAAACGCACACCCUCGGACCCUCAGACAAAACCGGUGUUGGAAACCUGGAGUUGGAUGCAAAGCCCUGUGAGGUCGGAGUCGGACUCCAAGGCCGAAUGCAUACGUUUGCAGUAUGCUCUUCAAAGAAUGAAAACGCUGAUGCGAGAGGAGCGAGCGCGCUGGCAUGAAGAGCGGAUGCAGCUGAUGCAGGAGCUGGCGGCCACAAAACAAGCCUUGUCCCAAGCGCAAGCAUCUGAUGACAUCUCAGUGUCAGGGCGGCGGAGACAUCAGUUUGGAUCUAGUUCCCUGAGAUCUGAGAUUGUGGAGAUUGAUGCAUUGAAGAAUAAUGUACGCGCAGCUUUGGAUGCAAUGAAUGCAAUUCCUUAUGCAACCCAUCCAUCCUUAUCCAUUCAUAAACAACCUACGAUCAUGGAUAUACCAUUAAAC